This is a messenger RNA of Choloepus didactylus (southern two-toed sloth), 1157 nucleotides long. Its product is annotated as EKC/KEOPS complex subunit LAGE3-like. NCBI's taxonomy places the organism in Eukaryota, Metazoa, Chordata, Mammalia, Pilosa, Megalonychidae. Gene Ontology annotation, cellular component: EKC/KEOPS complex. The record is from RefSeq and is a predicted model, not a curated record. The transcript has a single exon. Bases 567 to 983 code for a protein of 138 amino acids.
CCUUUGUCCUUAGCCCGUUAAAAAAAAAAAAAGAGGUGGGCUCUUUUCUUCUUUGGGAGAAAGUAACCCCAUCAAACAGUCCUACUUACUUACAAUGGGUUCACACCUACAGGAAUGGAUUCAGUUUGAGAACACGCUUUUCUGGGGUACAUGGAGUUCCAAACCAUCACAAUGUCUUUUUUUUUCUUUUUUCUUUUUUUUUAAAUUCAAUUUUAUUGAGAUAUAUUUACAUACCAUGCAGUCAUACAAAGCAUACAUUCAAUUGUUCACAGUACCAUUAUAUAGUCACCACGACAUCUUAAGCUAACAACCUAGUUUGACUAAUAGCAACUUAGUUUCAACAGUAUGCAAACACUUUCUACAUUUGCCUAUUAACAAAGGAGAAAAAAAGCAGUUACAAACCAAAAGUACAAUAAUACAGGAUUUUAUGUUUACCCAUGUAGUUAACAUUGCCAAUAUUCUUUAUUUCUUCUUAUGUUUUAAAGUUACUGUCUAGUAUCCUUUUAUUUCAGCCUGAAAGACCCCCUUUAACAUUUCGUGUAGGGGUCAGAGGCAAGGCGGUGGCCAUGCAGGCGGCAGCAGGUGCAGGUGACCUGGGUGGCCGCGACGGCGCGGGCUCGGUGGGCUCCGAGGUCAGUCGUGCAGGCACCGCACACCCAGGGUCAGGUGGAGACGCCACGUCCGCGGUUACCAGGCCGAAAAGCCCAGUACACAAAUCCUCCCUCCGUGUCCCUUUCCUGUCUCCGAGGGAGGUGGAGAUCACCUGCGGCUUCUUGGCCCCAGAUGCCAAGCCCCACGGAGGGGCGAUUCAGAAGGAGCUCACAGUGGCCGGGAACGCGCUGGCUGGCCAGUGGACUGCUGAGGACCCUCGCCACCUCCGAAUUUCCAUCCGGAACUUUCUCACCCAGCUUUUCCUGGUGGUGCAGACCAUGCAGCGAUUCCGGCCCCUUGUUUCCUGCGAAGCCCAUGCCAAAGGGGCCUGAGGCCUGACCUCGUGCCCUCUCCUGUGCAGUGCCCCCUUCCCUAGAGCAUUGAUGCCUGGAGUAGCUGCCACCUUCUUACUGGAGCCUAAUUUUUUUGCUGCACUGGCCCUUGGAUGCUGGGGGCCCACUUAUUUGGUGCUUAAAUGUUUUUUACUGCAGAAAAUAAAAACGAGU